Messenger RNA from Centruroides sculpturatus (bark scorpion), 880 nucleotides. RefSeq names its product zinc finger matrin-type protein 2-like. Gene Ontology annotation, cellular component: spliceosomal complex; U4/U6 x U5 tri-snRNP complex. The transcript has 6 exons. Gene Ontology annotation, molecular function: zinc ion binding; nucleic acid binding. The record is from RefSeq and is a predicted model, not a curated record. Gene Ontology annotation, biological process: mRNA splicing, via spliceosome. NCBI's taxonomy places the organism in Eukaryota, Metazoa, Arthropoda, Arachnida, Scorpiones, Buthidae. The coding region runs from base 124 to 717 and encodes 197 amino acids.
GAACGAGUUACGUAAUUAGCGACCAUUCGCGGCGAUAAUCGGAACUAACCAGAACGAAGCUUUUACGUUUCUGUAGUGACUUAAGGUUUUUAUACUUGAUUUAUAGAAUUAUUUUGAAACGUAAUGGCUGCCACCAGCAAACCGGACGACCAUCGUAAAAAAUGGGACAGAGAAGAAUUCGAACGAAUCGCUCACGAAAGAAUACUAGAAGAAUAUGAACUGGAAAAAAAGGCUAAAGACAAGCAGCCUCCUGUUCGACGUGAAUAUCUAAAGCCUAGAGACUAUAGAGUAGAUUUAGAAUCCAAAUUAGGAAAAACUACCGUGAUUACAAAAACUACGCCAGCAUCUCAAGCUGGAGGGUACUAUUGUAAUGUGUGUGAUUGUGUAGUGAAAGAUUCUAUCAAUUUUUUGGACCAUAUUAAUGGAAAGAAACAUCAAAGAAAUUUGGGAAUGUCCAUGAGAGUCGAAAGAUCCUCAUUGGAUCAAGUUAAAAAGAGAUUCGAAAUGAACAGGAAAAAGUUAGACGAGAAGAAAAAAGAAUACGACUUUGAACAACGAAUGCAAGAAUUAAGAGACGAGGAAGAGAAAUUGAAAGAAUACCGAAGGGAGAAAAGAAAAGAGAGGAAGAGAAAAUCGCACGACUCCAGAGAUGAGGAGAUCGAUCCAGAAAUGGCCGCCAUCAUGGGAUUUUCGGAAUUCGGGUCAUCAAAAAAAUAGUAAAACAUUUUAUAAAUAAAUAAAUAAAAUUAUUUAAACUUUUUUAUUGUCGUGCAUAUACAUAUACACACGAAAGCACAUCUUUACCUGUAACUAUAGAACAAUUGUAAUUUUUGCUUUUGUAAAUGUUUUUUAAUGAAGUAAAUAUAACUUUUUUUUUUAA